AUGGUUACCGGGAGCUCCGCGGCGUCGGGCCCGCUGCUGCGCGCCACCAGCACCGGCUCCUGCUGCCCCGUGCUGGAGGCCGGCAGAGUGCCUGUGUUUCCUUGCAGUAAUGAAAAGGAGCGGGCGAAAGUCCCCGUGAAGAAGAAGGAGGACCCGAGUGCCAUCAAGGAGCGGGAGGUCCCCCAGCAUCCCUCUUGUUUGUUCUUCCAGUAUAAUACACAGUUGGGCCCCCCCUACCACAUCCUGGUUGACACUAACUUCAUCAACUUCUCCAUCAAGGCCAAGCUGGACCUAGUGCAGUCAAUGAUGGACUGUCUCUACGCCAAGUGUAUUCCAUGCAUCACAGACUGCGUAAUGGGUGAAAUCGAGAAGUUAGGACAGAAGUACCGUGUGGCGUUAAGAAUUGCCAAGGACCCUCGGUUUGAACGCUUGCCAUGUAUGCACAAAGGAACCUACGCAGAUGACUGCUUGGUACAGCGGGUCACUCAGCACAAAUGUUACAUUGUGGCCACAGUGGAUAAAGAGCUGAAGCGGAGAAUACGAAAAAUCCCAGGAGUGCCUAUCAUGUACAUUUCCAGGCACAGAUACAACAUUGAGAGGAUGCCGGAUGAUUACGGAGCUCCUCGAUUCUAACCUGUUCAGCCAAGCCAUCGAUGCCAGGACACUGAGCCGGGGAUAAGGGUCCUUCUGGUUCCAACCCUCCUGCUUUGUUUUUUUUUUGCUGAGACUCUGCCCAUGGGACUGUGGGUGACAUUGGACAGACUUCACAGCCUUGAUCUUCUAAGAAGAAGCUACUUGGAAGAGCCUGUUUUUAUUCAUCCUUGUUCUGACUCGGCCUACUUGCCUAUAGCUGGGAGAAACACGUGGGAAAGAGAAGACGGCAGGGCCCAGAACACACCUAACUCCCUCUUCAUUGGGACCAUUAGAAAAAGCGAUUUCCACAUUCUAAAUUAAAUGCUGGUGAUGCAAUCUGGCUGAGAAUAAAACCACAAUUUAGAAGUUUAUUGUUGCUGCACCUCCAGCAGGACAAGUAUUCCUCUGAGAAACUCCCUCACACCUGUCCCACGAGCAAAUUGGAAUCUGUGUUCUGGACAAAAGCUGCCAAAACUGCACUGGUUGGCGUGCCUUCUCUGGGCCAGUGGUCUGGAAGAGUUUAAUUCAGAAUUGAUGGGUUUUUAUUCAACCGUACAAUGAAUGAAGUUUGGUUAAAUGUCCUGCUCAGAUUCCUGUGUCUGUACUGGGUUAGGUGGCAGCUCGGUCCUUUUGCUUGUAUGGAGAGUGAUGGCGGGAGGGCAGGGUUGAGUCGGGACAGACCUGUCCAUCUCGUUUGCUUGACACGUGUACACCUCAAAGCCUUAUCCCUUUAAUUAGGUGUCAGGGAAGGACAGGAAGGUAUCAGACUUUGACAGGAAAGUGUCAAACUGAAAGGUAUUAAUGUGGGCUGGGAGCAGAGCAAGUGUGUGGAAUCUGAACAAUGGCUAUGGAUCGAGAGUCUCACAGAGACCUGCAGCAUUUGCUCCAGGGAAGGAAGUGGUCCUGGGAGGAGGGAAGAGAUGGUUAAGCCACAUGGAGAAGUGGAGUGGAAAAAAUAUUUCGAAGCUUAACUCUGCAUUCUCAUAUCUUCUCCAUUACUCUUUAAUUAUAGCAGUAUAAUUUGCCCUUCUGAUCUCUGCUUAGCUGUGAGGAGAAUUGUCUUAAGACUGAGAGGCAAUACACAAUAUGAGGAUCACCAGGGGCCAACGUGCCAUAGGGUAUUUCCUGGCCAAAAUACCAGCAUUGGGGUAAAGGAGACUGAAAAUUUAUAUUCUUGGUAUCAUUAAGAAAAUUUCCAAACUUCAGUAUAGCUUUUAUCCUGUGGUGCCUUACACUGGUCCAGGCUGCAGAGACUGGCUGAACUCGGAUGUCUGUACGCUGGGCAGCAUAAAGUGAAUAAUACCUCUGCUCUGCUAAUCAUUUCUGUCCUUGGGAAAUGCCCUGAUGUGCCAGAAACUUUCUUGCUAGCACCCUGCCUCUAGAGAGAUGCAGGAAACUUUGAGAACACAUCAAUCUUACCCCUCGUACUAUCUCUGCUUGCUGCAGGCUCACCCACUAAACUCAUCCCUCAAAUAACAGCGCACUGACACUUUCAAAUCAUAGCCCCUUCCAGACUAUCACAACUAAAGUUUAUCUUCUCCACCUCCAGCCAGGAAGAGGGUAGCCAACAACCCUGACAUUUUACACUCGGUGUAUAAUUGUACAUUUCAAAAAUAAUAUCCUUAGUUUUCUUCUCUUAAUCCAAGUAGCAUUUCUUUAAGCCAAGUGUUUGAGUAUUGUCAUGAACACUUGAAGACUGUGUUUAGUCAAAUGAAGACUGAAAAACAGUUGUAUGAUUAGUUCUGUGUAACUUGGUUUUUAGAAUCAUUCUAGUUUUGAAAGACUUCUUCAAAUAGA
Molecule: messenger RNA, 2430 nt
Organism: Calidris pugnax (ruff)
Lineage: Eukaryota; Metazoa; Chordata; Aves; Charadriiformes; Scolopacidae
Gene: FCF1
Product: FCF1 rRNA-processing protein
Exons: 7
Coding region: 1-633 (210 amino acids)
Cellular component (GO): small-subunit processome; nucleolus
Source: RefSeq, a predicted model, not a curated record